Scatophagus argus is the source of this 1330-nucleotide messenger RNA. RefSeq names its product Alpha-aspartyl dipeptidase-like. The record is from RefSeq and is a predicted model, not a curated record. The transcript is spliced from 8 exons. NCBI's taxonomy places the organism in Eukaryota, Metazoa, Chordata, Actinopteri, Scatophagidae. Gene Ontology annotation, molecular function: serine-type peptidase activity. The coding region runs from base 521 to 1237 and encodes 238 amino acids. Gene Ontology annotation, biological process: proteolysis.
AAGCUCACCUGUGUGAGGGAAAAGUCUAACGCUGGCAUUUUGUUUAUCUAAGAGAUGAGAACAUUUUAAACAUUUUAAAUUAUUUUGGUUUGGUUGUGAUGAAAUGGAAAUUUGUUUUGAUUAUACAUUUUAAAAAAGGAUUUGACAUAUACGUAAUAUGUGGAGUGUUUAUCCAAUGCAUUAUUUAGAUUAAAGAUUAUUACAUGGCACCUUUACUCUGAAAGGUGUGGGCCGGAAGUACUAGCGUUGUUUCCGCUGGUGAAAGCGUCUCUGGUCCGUAUAAACACUUAGUUUCUGUCCAACUAAAACUGAAAGUGAACAAAUGAAGCCGGAGUCUGGUGAUGUGUCACACUGGCAGCGCUGACAGUCGCUGUUAACGGCAGCAGGCGGGUUUUAAACCCGUCUUAUCGGGGUUUAUUACAGCGGGAUCGCAGCCGGACUGUGGACCCAGACCUCUGGACUCUGUGGCAGCUUGUCUUCAGUUUCUCCGUCUUUCUCGAGUCCGUGUCUUGGCCCAGAGAUGAAGCGGAGACUCCUGCUGGUGUCCAACUCCACCCUGCACGGCAGCGGCUACCUGGACCACUGUGAGCAGCACAUCGCACGCUUCUUUGGACAAGAUGUGAAGAGGGUGCUGUUUGUCCCAUACGCUCUCCAUGACAGAGACGCCUACACCAAGACUGCCAGGGACAAGUUUAAGACUCUGGGUUACGAGGUGGACGGGAUCCACGAGGCGUCGGAUCCCGUCGACGCCGUCCGGAAGGCUGAGGGCAUUUUUAUAGGAGGAGGAAACACUUUCCGGCUAUUGAAGAGCCUCUAUGACAACAAUCUGGUGUCGGAGAUCAGGAGGAGAGUGCUGGAGGACGGUGUCCCCUACAUGGGCUCCAGCGCCGGCACCAACGUGGCCACCGUCAGCAUCAGCACCACCAACGACAUGCCCAUCGUGUACCCUCCGUCCUUCUCCGCCAUCGGCCUCGUCCCCUUCAACAUCAACCCCCACUACCAGGACCCUGACCUCAACAGCCGCCACAUGGGGGAGACCAGAGAGCAGAGGAUCAGUCAGUACCACGAGGAACCCGACACUCCACGUGUCCUGGGUCUGAGGGAGGGAUCCAUGCUGCUGGUGGAGGGAAACAAAGCCACACUCCUGGGAACCACCAAGGCCAGACUCUUCACCCGGGGAAAGCCCUCGGAGGAAUACGAGCCAGGAAGUGACCUCAGUUUCCUGCUGGCACACUGACCAAUCAGAAUGAAGCACGACGUGAAGGCAUCAUGAAUGUUCUCUGAUGUUUGUUCUGGUCAAAACACAAUAAACAUUUUUCUGUUUUCUGUG